AUGAAAAAGACAGUCAGAUCGAAAAGCACCAGGGCCUCCAGGCGUCCAAGCAUCUGGCAUGGCGGCCUGAGACCUCAGAGAUGGUUCACGUUAAGUGACGAGGAUGCAUCUAUCAGGCACAAGUCUCUCUUAGAGACAGCGAAUGUCGUGAAGCGAGUGUAUGAGCAAGGAUUGAGUUCAGCUCUGCAGGCAGCAAGCAUGCUGAACUUCAACGGGUGCUCGAUGGACUCGAUGUUUGAGUGUGUCUUCAAGCUCGUCAUCACCACCUCGGGGCUUCGCUUUGAUCGAGAAGUGCAAGACGCGUUGAUCGCGUCGAUAGCCAAAGACCUGAGCUCAUCAACCCAUGGCGCGACGCAUGAGGGGCCGCAACCCCCCGUCGAUGUCCUGCCUGCUGAUGUACAGGUCUUCUCGGUAGAAGAGAAACUUCACCACGACGAUCGUCACUCGUCUAGGAUAUGCGCGUCUGUGAGCAUUGUGGCGUUCUGCAAGGAAGAUGCCCUGGGGAUUCAAACUCGAUUACAGGCGAUGCUGAUAAAGCAUCAAGAUCGUUGGGUUUGGUUGUCUUUGAAAUCUACAUUCGAGGAGCUUUUCUUUGCUGUCGAAGACAUGGGUCAAGGAACAUCUUUGACGGAAGUGGAGGUGUCAGGCCUGCCUGUGUUGGAGGAGAUGGCAACGCCAGUGGUGAAGAGAGCAUGCGCGCAUGCCGACCUCAACCUUGUGGAUCCUUGUGAAGAUGCGCAGCAGGAGAGGACCGUACUACUCGUUGGGGGAAGAAACCCUUGCAAGAAUGACUUGUUCAAGUGGCUUGCUGGGAUGAACCCGUCGGACUCGUUCCUCCAUGACCAACUCAACAGCGACCACAAGUUCACCAUUGCCUGCGAGUCAACGGACCCGCUCCUGUUUCGAGCUCCCAAGAUCGCGCAUGCGAUCACAAAAUUUCAUGCUGAGUGCAAGGCGCUCGAGGUGGCGCACCUGGACAACCUCAUUGCAAUGAUAGCAGACAAGGUCAAGGUCGGGGGGUAUCAAUCGACCAUGCGAGCAGCUGAGUUCAUCAAACUCGUCACGACCGUGGGAUUCGGAGAAGAUGCCCUUGUUGACGGGGUCUUGACGUCUGAAGAAGAGCAGUUUCUUGUCAAGACUCUUGCGCUGAACGACGACGAGCAGCUCUUGCUCUGUGAGAUCGAAGAUUGCCUCCUGACCUUGCGGACACAACUCGCUGAUACGUCGAGCGAGAUGUCAGGGAAAGGAGGAGGAGGAGGAGGGGCGAGAGGAGGACACGCGCAGUCCUCAGUCUUUGGUGAGCAUGAGGAGCUGGAUAUCGACAGGCUGAACAUGCAGGCAAAGAAGAUCGAAGAGGACAUGAAGAGAGAUCAGAAGAAGGUCAAGGACAAGGAGGCAGAGGUGAAGGCGCGACAGGCGGCGGAGAAACUGAAGAAGAAGUACUUGGCGAUGGCGAGCGCCGCUGCAGAGAAGCUCAAUGCUGCUCAGGCGACCAUGAAGGCGAAUCAGGAGAUUCUAGAGGCAAAGAAUGCAAACGACAAGGCUGUGAAGAAAGCUCAAAGCAACCUGAUCACCGUCGAGAAGACCAUCGCGAUGGCUAAGAAGCAACUUGCCGAGGCCAACAAGCAGCAUGAUGCUGUUGUAUCUGCUAUGAACGCCAUGAGUGAAUUCCGGGCGUUGGGAGGAGGAGAAGGUAAGAGGUAUGAGAGCGAAAAGCAGGUGGUAGACGAAAUCCAUUGGAUGCUGCGCUCGGGCAUCCUCGAUAGCCUCUCCUCUUGCUUCAAGGAUGCCCAAUCGGAGGAAGGGACGAGACUCUCCAUCCGGCACUGCGUGGAGGCGAUGAGAAAGGCGUUCGAGGAUCGCGGAGUUUCGAUCCCCUCCUACUGGCUAGGGAGGAUGCUGGCGAGCUUUGACUGGGAAGGCGACGGAUUUCUGGACAAGGCCGAGCUCCUGGAACACUUCGAUACCAGCGACUUUGCGUCGAGGAGGAGGAGGGUUGCGUCUCUGUGCGGGCUGCCCUGCAUGGCGAUGUACAACGGAGGAGGAAGAGUGUUCAUGCUCAGCCCCGAGGAGAGCAAGAUCUGGAGGGCAAACCCGCAGCAGGAUGCAACGGCGGCAAAUCAGUUGUACGAGGCGACCAUAGUGAAGGAGUUUGCAAACAACAAGAUCGGCGUCAAAUUCUCCCACCGCAGGGAGUCACCUGCGCCAGCGCAGGCAGUGCAGGAGCGAAUCCUUUACAAGCAGUUCAGCGACUUUCCCGGCGAAGAUUUCUUCCUACUGCAGACCUGCCGCCCGGAGGAAGUGAUGCUGCGCACGGUGAAGAGAGGAGCCAACGCCCUCAUGCUCCUGACGCACUCGGAGCUGCACAGCAAGCAGACGGAGCUGGUGAGCAUGCUGCAGCGGGAGCUUGUGAAGAAGACUCUGCUGUCGGGGAGGAAGGAGAACGACGUGCUCAGCAUGCAGAUCCUCGAGGCCCUGGCGACAGCAGACAGGGAGAAGAUUGUGUCGAGCAUGCUGACGUUCUGGAACGUCAACUGCAGGGGGAGCAGCGUUGGUGGGGCAGCCGGCGACGAGAGGAGGGUGAAGGAGGUGGAGGAGAGGAAGAAGAUGAUCGCUUCUCUCACCGAGGGCAGCGACGAAGCGCUCAAGUCCAUCCUCCAGACGAGCUCGCAAGUCCCUCUGACCCGCUUCAUGGCUGGCAGCGUCUGCCUGUCCUUCAACAGCCUCCCUCAGCACUGUCGCCCGACCCUCGUGCAGGCCCCAGAGCUGAUUGCUGGCAGCCAGGUGCGGGAGGACUCGAGCAUGGACAUCCUGCAGACUAUCCGGAACUUCUUCCCGGACCCGAGCUCGUCCGAGAGCCUGGAGCAGCAGAUCAGGAAGAAAUUCCAGGAGGCAGACGCUGACCGCUCAGGGACGCUGGAGAAGGAGGAGGUGAAGACUCUGAUAGAGAGGACGGUGAACAGGAGUAAAGAGAGAAUCCGCCCGUCGCAGCUCGACAUGUUCAUCGAGCUCAUCGACCAGGACGAGAGCGGGACCAUCGAGAUGGAGGAGCUGGUGAACGCUGUCAAACCAAGGGGGGGCGACUGCCCUUACGAUCAAGGGGGAAUGAUGGAGGCCAUGGCGGAGAAAGUGACGACGAUUCUCCUGCUGGUGGACCCGAUCCACACGCGGUUCAACUCGUGGGAGAAGGAGGUGUUCAAAAGGAUGUGGAGCAAGCACAGGAGCAAGUGCGUCCUUGCCACGUUCGUCACUGCAGAGCACCAGGAGGCAGUGAAGACGGUCGGAGGGCUGAAGGAGAAGAUAGCGGCAACGGCACAGGACCUCGCCAAGUUCGUCGGAGACGAGGAGGUGGAGGAGGAGGUGAACAGGAACGUGUUCGGGGUGGGAAGCGUCCUGGACCACCAUGGCGACGUCUCUUCGUCCCACCUCGAUCGCUCCAAGUGGAAGUUCUUGAGCAGCGGACUGAACAAGCUGGUCAUCCGAACGAUGCUGAGGGAGGAGGAGGACGCGCGAGCGAUGGUUGAACUCCUUGCCGGCUCUCUCCGAGUAGUCUCGCUGUGGAUCAGGAAAGUCUGCGAGUCGGGAGAGGUGGCGAGUCAGCGGCCGCAGACAGCGAGCAAUCAGCUUGCAAGGGCUGCGCGGCAUGUAGAGGAGUGCAGCGAGCACGUUCUCAACAACUGCAAGGUGAUGUUGUCUUAUGCAAGACUGUCUGCUGUGAAGAGCGUGAGGGAGCUGUUCUCCCGCAUCAAGUACUUCGAUUUCUCCGAGGAAGUCCAGCGGCUGCUGCAAGUCAGCAAGAAGGCAAAGAAAGUCUCGUCCCUGCUCCUCAAGAGCCUCCACAUCGACCGCUCCUCCCUGCUGCUGGAGGACGGCGGGCAGGACUGGGUGUCAGUGAGGAAGGCAGUGGAGGACAUGGAGAUCUUUACGUGGAGGAGCAGAGACUUUAUCGAGGAGUGGGAGCGAUCGAUCGCAAGCGACCCGCUCGUCCCCCUUGAGACCACCAGGAGGAUCGCCCGUCCUGCUCUCCUCGGCGUUCGAAGCUUUGCCGACCUGGUUGACAUGGAUCGCUUCAAGCUGCAGGAGCUGCUGCAGGAGCAGGAAGAGCAGGAAGUCACCCUCAGGUUUCCCUUCCUCUUCCAUGUCAAUGCUGUCCGGUCCAAGUUCUGGGAGGUGGAGACGUCGCUCUAUGCUCGCAACCUCUUCCUCCUCACCCGCGAGCGUUUCCUCUGCCUCGAUGACGUCAAGCUCAUGCAUGCUGUCUUAGAGGGCUACGUCAAGGUCAAGUCUCACAGCAAGUCGCUCCUCCUCGAUGGUCUCUUCCUCCUCACUGACGGUCUGCGACCCAACCGCAGCCUUCAAAUCGUUCCCGUCCGCGAGCAGACAAUCAUUCAGACAAGUGUCGAGAGGAAGCAUAAGGAGGUGACGCACUUCUACUUUUCUGACUUGGAGCCAAGCGAGGACGCGAGAGCUUCUGUCCGCUGCGGCAAGAUUGCAGCCAACACGGUUGCUGCCAUGGUUGUCUUCCUGCGGCAGGAAAUCCUCGAGACUCUCGGAUGGAUCCCUGACUCUUCAGACUCGGACGAGGCCUGA
Molecule: messenger RNA, 4590 nt
Organism: Guillardia theta CCMP2712
Lineage: Eukaryota; Cryptophyceae; Pyrenomonadales; Geminigeraceae
Exons: 6
Coding region: 1-4590 (1529 amino acids)
Molecular function (GO): calcium ion binding
Source: RefSeq, a predicted model, not a curated record